UGGCAAAGUUGGGACGCGAAGGAACGGGGAUUGUGGUGCCAUUAUUGUUGUUGUUGAUUUAUCUCACGGUUAAAAACUAAAAACGGCGUCCGUGUUAAGGACAUUUAAAGGGAAUGAAUUUCGCGCGAGCUCCGGCGGGCGAUGCGAAUUGUUUGUGAGCGAAAGAGCGGCCGCUGGUUACAAUGUAACGGGAGGGUCAUCGUCAUGGCUACGAAGCCAUCAUUCAUUGUUAUGGAUAACAACAAUAACAACUUGCAACAGCAAUAACUACAAAGGAUUUCAAGUCUAACACAAUUUAGCUGGCGGCUAGCGUGGAGACCGUUCAAAGCUUCAUGGCCAUGGCUGGAAGUGUGAGCGGAGCGUCCAGAGCGAAAGGGGCCUGGCAGGGCACCCCCCCAUCGCAAUCUGAGGAGUGCAGUCCGGGUACCUGGUCUGAACGCUGGUCUGGAUCUCGAACACCCGAUCGUUUGUCCGUCGCACCCAGCCACUACAACGUCAGCACGCCCAUCAUUGUGCUCCCCAGACGUAAAAAGAAGGCGUUCACAGUUCUGCCGAACGCUACACCGGGACGAUGGGGCCCCCCGCGCGCGGCACGCGUUCUGUAUGGCGGCGGCGGCGGUGGCGGCAUCAGGGAUGCACGAAGACUGGAGCGGCGCGUGCAUUCCGCGCGACUGCGAGCGUCGCGGGAGCUACGGGACGAGGCGGUGGCGCUGACGCGGCGUCUGGCCGAAGUUCGCCACGAGAACAUCGCACUAUGGGGAGCUCAGCGUCGCCACCAGCUCGCCAUCAACGCCUUCGAGGUGCCGGAGGGCGGCCUGGGCCACGCGCUGGACUCGCACGCGCGCGAGUCCCGGCGCCUGCGGGAGGCCACGCGGGUCGCUCGCGAGGCGGAGCGGGGCCACGUGCGCGCCGCCGUGCGCGUCGAGGCGCUGGGGCGGCGCGCGUGCCUCGACCUCGAGGCACUGGCGGCGCUCGCGUCCGACGAUGCGCUGCCCGACGAGCCGCGCCUGCGGGCGGCGUUGCUCGACGUCGAGCGCAGGCUGCUGGGGACGCAGCCACGCGUGCAGGAACUGCAGAAAAGUCUGGAGGUGAAUGUCAGCAAUUUCACACGGCAGUUUCGAGCAGAGCGGCACAGCCUGGCGGAGACACAAAGCCUUCAGAGGGCCCUGCAGGUCCAGGUCGACUGUCUGGCCCAGCAGCUGCGGGAAAAGGAUCGGGAGCUGGACAUCCAAAACAUUUACGCGAAUCGUUUUCUCAAGGGCUCGUCGAAGAAAGAUGAUGAUUCAGAUCAAGCAAACAAAGCAGUGCAAACAGACAGCUACCUGGAGAGAGAGUGGCUCGAGCAACUGCGUAGAGAGAGGGAGAGGAGAGAGGAAGAGGAGAGGGCGACACGCGAGUUGGAGGAGAGGCGCGAGAGGGAGGCGAGGGAGCGGGAGGAGAACGCGAGACGAGAGACAGAGAGGAGAGAGCGGGAGGAGAGAGCACGCAAGGAGAGGAGGGAGAGGCAGCGGAGAGAGAGGCUGGAGAGGGCGAGACUUGCUCUCCUGCGCGUCGAGAGGGAGAGGGACCUCGCCCUGCAGAGGCAGCGCGAACGGCACGAGGAGGAGCAGCAAGCGCUGAGGCUCAUCAAAGAACGAGCAAGACAAGAAGCUGAAAGGAGGGCGCAGGAAUUGGCGGCCAAGAUGGCGGAGUCACUCAAGGUGCAGGACGGUCCACCAGCCACGUCGCAAAACGGCGACGCCCUCACGGACGACGGUGGCCCCAAGCAACGGCAGCGGCCCACCCAGGCGCGGCGCGUUUACCGCUUCACCGACCCCGUGGAGAACAUGUACCGGGGACGGCCGGCCUACGGGAUGGGCGGCGCCACCGCCGCCACCCGGCCGCCCGGGGCACGCAACGCCAGCGGUGGCGGCGGCACGGACGCGGCUUCCAACGCAGCCGCGUCGAGACCGCUGAUAAACAGAGCCGUCGAGGAGGCGAGAGUCAAGGCCGAGCUCGCCGAACUGAUCUUGGGACCGGCCGGCGAUAAAUCAUCGCGCUCCGGAUUGGUCAACGGCGGCGUCGGAGGUUGCAGUGCUGCAUCCCGUCCAGCGCGGGUGGAAGAGUGUGCGGCGCACGGCUGCAGCAGGAGGUGGCACAGGGUACGGCGUGACGCGGUUGCGAGUGACGGGUCGGCCAUGCAGCCCAAGCUACCACCGCAGGACAUCAACGAGGAUCCGCGAUGACGUUGCCCGUGCACAUGGACGUUAACUUUCAUUGUUAGUUGUUCCGCAAUGCCCUGACGGUUUGCACCGGGCAUUAUUCGGCAAUGUCCGACGUUUUUCUCCACAUGUCGAGAGCUUCUUUAGGAACGGAAUUAUCAGAAUGUGGAGUGAAGCAUCGGACAUCAUGCCGAAUAAAACGUGGUAAAACCCGAAGAUGCAUUAGAGAGCUAUAAAGCGCAAACUGUGAACUUUGAAUGUUGAACAGUAUUUCUCACACAUCGUUUUGAUGGUUGCUGUUUUAAAACGGAUUUUUUUCUCGAGUAAAUUUUUGUUCUCAAUGGUAGUGCCAAUCAGCGAGUAGAUUAAACUUGGAUUUGUUUUACUUGAUAGACGUCCAACACAUACCCCAACGCUAGGUGUGAAUGAAUUGUGUUGACCCUGUAGUGGUGAGCUUGACCCUGAGCAUCAACGCACACUGUUUGAACCAGGUGGUUUUUUUCUGUACUUUUAUCAAGUACUAUCCUCUCAGAUAGGCAAAACCUAACAGUGUGCAUGCAUAUUGUAGCUUUUUUCAUGCGGAAUACAGGAAAAACAAAUACGUGAACUUUCCUUGCAAUGCACGUCCCAUUAGAACACUUUGUAAGCAAAUCAGCUUCGUUUUUACUCGUGUAUGUACAAGAUACACAUGUGUAUCAAAGGUGCUGGUAUUCUCUGAUGUAAGGAUUAUUGAUCAUUUUAUCUAAACCCGCAGGAAACGUGAAACAUUCCAUAAGCUUUGAUCAAGGCAAAUCUAGGUGUAAAUUCAGUGGCUACCACAUUCACGAUUGCAUUAUUCAUUUAUUAAUACAAUUUCUGCAUUGGCUUACCUUCGAGUCAUCUGCUUCGAUGUUGAAAUUGGCGCACCAUCAACACAUGAACAUUGACAUAACAACAGAUGCUAAUGCGUACAUUAUACAAGAUCAUCAACGAGGCUGGAUUGCAGCUGUGGAUCGCAUCAAUGUAGAUUCUCAGAUUCUCACCACAGUAUCACUAAAUGGACAAUCCAAACCUCAGUGCGCCAGCUCUUCCUUGUAUAUCCAAUUGGGUAUUUUAUAAUAAUUUAAAUGGAUAAUCCCUGAGCUGGAGCAUCUCAUUUGCAAUGUUGGAAUUCUGAAUUUGGUGCAUCAUGUGUUGUAGAUUGAGAUGGGAAUGCAAGGGCUCAAGCGUAGCCAUCGAACAAAGACGGUUUACCGCAUCGCGCAGCGCUUUCAGAUGCGCUUCUGCGGCCGUCUGGAACGCUCUACCGAUAUUAGGAAGCCACUGGAGCUAUGCACUUUUAAAUAUAUAUUGAAAACUCUUUUAUAACUGAUUGUCGUGUUUAGUGUGUUGUCCUUCCGCACCUCCGAUUAGCACGGUUGGCUACGUACGGUGUAUACAGAAUCAGAAGGGUUGGACUAUUUAUCCACGCCAUGCUAACUACUGCUUACCGUGCACAGUGCCACAACAUUUCAUUGGCUAUUUAUACUGAGAAAUAAAAUGUAUUUUUUACAUGUAUACAAACCACCACUACAUGUAUUUUUGUAAUGUUCGACUAAGUCUUUUAAAAAAAUUAGAGAAUAGGAUACUGCCAGUACAACACAAACUACAACGUUUAAGAAAAAUAUACAUAACUCAGUGGUGAAUUCCAUUCUUAUCUUUAUAAACCAAAACAUAAUGAGAUAUUUUACUAAUUUAUUGACACUGCAGUGUUAGAGACUGAAACUGUUACAAUACACGUGUGAUUGGGCAAAGUAAAAUGCACUAGGGUACAUCAAUAUUUAAUUUUCUGUCAAUUUUGCUCCCUGUUGACACGAGGCAGAUGGCUUUUAGACACCGGCCUGGAGAGGUGCCGUGUUGAUCCAAGCCACGUGCUUUCAAGGUGCUAGGUUAUAUAUUCGGGCUCAAAAUGCGCUGUCGCCUUAUUGUGAAGACUGGGUACUUCUAAAGUAAAUAAAGUUUGUACCACCAGUUUAAUUCUGCAAGGGUGCCUCACCAAGAAAUCACACCGUCAGCUUCAUAGCGGAUGUUACAGAUACCAUGCCAUUCGAAAGCGAGGAGGCCACGUGUGCCAGGUUCACAGUUCAAAUCUGCCAGAUUUUAAAAUCUACCCACAAAUUACUUAAUUAGGUAAAACCCAUAUGGCAAUAUCGCCCCCUACUGGCAGACUCUACCCAUCUGUGAAACAUAUCACCUUCAUAAUAGCCCCCAUGAUAUGAGAAUGGCGUGAUUACCAAGUGUACUAAUUUGUAAAUGUUCUUAAAUUAGUUUCAAUACCAUGGGGAAUGCUGUGGGAGUACUUUGGAUUUUUUUAUUGUACUAUCAGUUAAAUCUAUAAUCCAUGGGAAUUCGGAAUAAACAACUAAGCAGCACUGUGUUAUAGGAGGAUAUGGCAGGAAAAGCCCUAUUCAAUUAAAGUAUUGCAUCAUUCUAACGUUGAGUCGUGAAGUACGUAAAGGUCUUCUUAUUUGGUUCUUUUGGUAAAGUCACGUAGAUAGAAACAAAAAAGUGUACUGGCAGUCUAUAAUGUAGACUGU
Messenger RNA from Lethenteron reissneri (Far Eastern brook lamprey), 4756 nucleotides. RefSeq names its product lebercilin-like. The record is from RefSeq and is a predicted model, not a curated record. Gene Ontology annotation, cellular component: axoneme. Gene Ontology annotation, biological process: intraciliary transport. NCBI's taxonomy places the organism in Eukaryota, Metazoa, Chordata, Hyperoartia, Petromyzontiformes, Petromyzontidae.